GCUACUAUUGAAAUCUUUUGGGAAGAGCUCGAUCGCUGGUACUGCGCAGCGCAGAUCUGGACUCUGUUUUGUCGCUUUUUUUGUCGUCGACACAAUGGAGCGCGAGGCUUUGAGCACCAGUUUCCGCAGUUUAGGAAGUUUGUCGCCGCGUGUCCUCGUCACCCUGGUCGCACUGCUCGCUGUCGCAAGCGUCGCCUGCGACGCGGAGGGUCCGCGUGAUGCCGAAAAUCCUGCCCCUGCGAUCGUCGCAGAACAGAGCCGGGCGACCGUUGGACGCGGGCGAUUGCUCGCGAGCUCGGCAAAAGAUUGGAGCGCGACGAGCGUAGUCAGUCGGCGACGGUUAGACUCGAGGAGCAGCGUGAACGGGCUGCAGAAGGUGGACCUUGCGCGGCAAGGACGGUCGAAUAAGAAGAAGAACAAGCAGCAGAGGCAAGCGCGGAGGGAAGAGGGCGAUGAAAUGACGUUCGCUGGAUCGAGCAGCGUGAAGAAGCAGGAGAAGAAGCCGAAGACGAUAGUGAAGAAGCAGAAAGGGCAGCGAACGGAGGGUGAGUCAGGGGACAUUAGUACGGCAGCGAAGAAGGGGAAGAAGGGAGAGAAGGGGAAGAAGGGAGAGAAGGGGAAGAAGGGAGAGAAGGGGAAGAACGAGAAGAAGGGGACGAAGCAGGCGAGGCGCGGGUCAACUAAGAACGAGGAAGACGGAUUUGUUUCUUCGGAUAAGAAGGUAUCGCGGACGAAAGGCAACUGGCGUUUUGACGAUCAUCGUCAUGAUGACGAUGACGAUAACGACCAUGAUGGUAACGACCAUGAUGGUGACCGUGACGGCCAUGACAGCGACGACGACGACUGUCACCGUUUCCCCUCUCCCCCGCCCCCCGCACCUCCCUCCGCUCCUCCACCUUCCGGCUCUCCCCCUGGCGCUGGAGGCGCGACAAAGUUCAGCUGCCCGCCCACCUCCGAUAUGUGCUCCUUCGUUUUCGAAGGCUACGAAUCCGACCUCCCUACAAUCACCCUCCCCGCUCUUAGCACUUCCACUGUAUCCAAGCAGGCGUUUCGUCCCAAGACAGCGUACGACCAGAACCUGGAACCGGGUACACUCGUCGCCCUCGUACGCGGGUCACCUCUGGACCUAUCCGAAACGGUGGCUGACAUCUCGCGGAUCAUGUGCCUGGGCGGGAAGAAGAAGAACGCGACACUCCCAAGGUUUGCGUUCAAGCUGACGCCAGACGGCCACCUGAGAUACGAUGACACGCGUGUGGAUGGUGACGUGGCAUGGCUGGCAGCCGCCCGGACAGCGGACGGCGCCGUGGUGAGGCUGAGGAUGCGGUCGGUCACUGUAGACGCGUAUGGGAUGCCCAUACACGUGAAGGGAAACAGCCAAAGAGCAAAUUUUCAGAGCAAGAGAAACUGUGUGCUGUUUAGAGUGAAGCUCGUGGGUGCUGCUACGAUGAAGAAGCCAAAGUGACCCUGAGGGGAGUUUGGGAGGGGAAGGUGCAGUAGCUUCAUCAACAUGGUUGGUUGAGGGGACUUCAGUUAGGCUGAGGAAAUAAGGAAUGGAUGGACGCAGCAUAAUUGACUUAUUGGAACCUAAGGAAAUGCCCAGACUGAGGAAGAAAAGUUACCAGUAGGAUGCGAAGAGGUUGGCUUAUUGUUGGCGGUAAUGUGGAGUUUGAAUAAUAGGAUCUUAUGGCUGUUCGCUGCAGAUUGAUGGAACUAACUACACGAGGACCGGGUAUCC
Molecule: messenger RNA, 1735 nt
Organism: Closterium sp. NIES-67
Lineage: Eukaryota; Viridiplantae; Streptophyta; Zygnematophyceae; Desmidiales; Closteriaceae
Source: the annotation of a GenBank genome assembly